ACAUGAUUAUUAUUCAAUAGGAUGGAUUGGAGUCCUUUGACAAGACACACAAUUUGGGGACUUACUAUAGGUGGUUUCGUACAUUGGCUACAAAUCACCGCCAUUAAUCAAAAUAUGAUUCAACGAUAUUUAUCUCUUCCUACUUUGCAAUCAGCUAAAAGAGCACUUUGGUGUUUUAUGAUUGGAGUUAUAUUGCUGAUUAGUAUAUGUGGAUAUGCUGGUAUGCUGAUUUAUGCUUGGUAUUAUGAAUGUGAUCCACUUACGACCAAGCUGGCACGUGCUAAGGAUCAGUUAUUACCGUUGUUAGUUAUGAACGUUCUAGGAGAAUUUCCAGGAUUGCCUGGUCUCUUUGUGGCUGGUGUAUUUAGCGCCGCACUUAGUUCAUUAUCAACCGGUCUAAACUCCAUGGCAGCCGUGGUGCUUGAGGAUUUUGUUAAGCCCUUUAUGAAGACUCCUUUUACGCGUAAAGGUGCCGACGUCUUUAUGAAGCUGACGGUUGUCAUUUUAGGAACAAUCUGUGUUGCUCUCGUUUUCGUCGUUGAGCAAGCAGGCACUCAUAUGUUACAGUUGUCCAUAAGUCUAGGCGCUAUCACUCAUGGACCAUCCUUUGGCAUUUUCAACAUGGGAUUGUUAUUACCAUGGAUUAAUGCCAAGGGUGCUCUAGUCGGAGGAAUUGCAGGUUUGAGUUUCAUGGGUUGGCUUGGUCUUUCUGCCGAAGCAGCUAUUACCAGUGGAAAGAUUAAAUUUGAUAUGAAACCCGUUACCACAGAGGGAUGCACUUAUUCAUUCCCACAAGUAGAAAAUUUAUUGAUAUCUGUACCACCAGAUUCAAUUUUAGACAACGAGGUUUGCAAGGCGUUUUUAAGGAACGGUCCCAAACCUUUACACCAACUCCUCGCUUAUCCACAUAUAUAAAAUUUUACACAAUAUAAUUGGCGUUUUUCAGGAAUGUACCCAACCCUUUACAAAACCUACCCCUUCCUAGCCCGAUCUGACCAUUACGGCCCUUUAAACUCUUUUUCUUCCCUCCCUUCCACGCCCUCUACCCUGAUCUCAUCCCCCAUUCCUCCCUCUCCUUGCCCCGUCUCUCUGGCGUCAUCCUCUCCUUCCUCGCGUGACAGACCUUCUCUCUCGCAACAGAUUUACACAAACUUUCACAUUCUCUUACUGGUGUUUUUCAGGGACGUACCCAACCCUUUACAAAACAUACACCUUCCUAACCCGACCUGACCAUUGUGGCCCUAUACACACUACAUUACCUCCCUCCCUUCCACGCAUCAAACUCCCCACCCUCUCAUUUCCCUCCUUUCCGCCUUACUUCCGUCCGCCACUUCUCCCCCCCGACAGGCUCACUGCAUCUUAGCUGGGCUCUCUUCUUUUCAUCCGUCUCUCAUGUUGCCUCCUUCGCUUCCUGUCCAGCUCCUCUCCGCAUUCUGCCAUCUCCUUGUCCUGCUCCCCUUCUGCACACAAAACUUUGUCAACCUCUCCUUACAACCAACCAUCUCAACCUCCUCCUUACUCCCUCUCUUUAAAGAAAACCCCCUCUUAUUUUACCUAAACAAACCACCAGACCAGCUUUCUCCAGUGAUACCCUUUUUGUCUUUAACCACCGUCUCGACGUCCCGACGUGCCACCCUGCUCAGCAUCUGAUCCCCUGCGCCGUCUCGGUCCUCCUCCACUCACCGGGUUAUCUUGUAAAGUUACGUAUUUUUAGUGACUGAUAGAUAGAAAUAUCCAAUACUGCACAAUUGUAGCUGAAUAAUGCGUUUAAUGAGUAAACCAAAGAUUUAAAAACAAUUAAUACAAGAACUUUCUCUAGCACUAUAUGUCAUUUUU
Messenger RNA from Temnothorax curvispinosus, 1836 nucleotides. RefSeq names its product sodium-coupled monocarboxylate transporter 1-like. Gene Ontology annotation, biological process: sodium ion transport; transmembrane transport. The transcript is spliced from 8 exons. Lineage: Eukaryota; Metazoa; Arthropoda; Insecta; Hymenoptera; Formicidae. The record is from RefSeq and is a predicted model, not a curated record. Gene Ontology annotation, cellular component: membrane. Gene Ontology annotation, molecular function: symporter activity. The coding region runs from base 22 to 915 and encodes 297 amino acids.